This is a messenger RNA of Actinia tenebrosa (Australian red waratah sea anemone), 924 nucleotides long. Its product is annotated as proteasome subunit beta type-6. NCBI's taxonomy places the organism in Eukaryota, Metazoa, Cnidaria, Anthozoa, Actiniaria, Actiniidae. Gene Ontology annotation, molecular function: threonine-type endopeptidase activity. The record is from RefSeq and is a predicted model, not a curated record. Gene Ontology annotation, cellular component: proteasome core complex; cytoplasm.
UUUAUUGUCAAAAUUCAACAUGGCGGCUCUUCUUCAAAACCGAAUGACAAUGAAAGCCUCUUCUACCGCUCCAGAAUGGGUCUCAGCAGAGCAUUUAACCGGAACGACUGUAAUGGCGGUCGAGUUUGAUGGCGGAGUGGUCAUAGGUGCUGACUCACGCACAACUACCGGGGCAUAUAUUGCAAAUCGAGUGACUGACAAGCUCACCCCAAUAACAGAAAAUAUAUUCUGUUGCCGAUCUGGUUCUGCUGCUGACACACAAGCUAUAGCUGAUAUUGUUAAAUAUCACUUAAACUUUCAUAACAUUGAGAUAGGUGAGCCUAUUGAAGUAAAAACAGCAGCUAAUCUAUUCAGAGAAAUGUGCUAUGGAUACAGAGAUCAGCUGAGUGCUGGCAUCAUCUGUGCAGGCUGGGACAAAAGAAAUGGUGGUCAGGUAUUCUCCAUACCUCUUGGUGGAAUGUGCAUCCGUCAACCAUUCACUAUUGGAGGCUCUGGUAGCACUUACAUAUAUGGACACUGUGAUGCAACAUACAAGAAAGGAAUGACGAAAGACGAGUGCUUUAACUUUGUAUCCACUGCUGUUGCCUUGGCAAUGUCACGUGAUGGAUCAUCUGGAGGCAUCAUUCGCAUGGCGGCAAUUGACUCUUCAGGUGUCGAAAGGAGGGUUAUCUUAGGUGACAAUUUACCCACCUUUUAUGAAGGAUAAAUAUUUGUGUUGAUUAUUUAUGUACAUCUCUAAAACAUCAUGUGUACAAUUCCUACUCACCCCUCCUGUGCUAGGGAAACUAGCAAGGGAGGGGAUGGGUGGACUUUGUUCAUGGGCAACUAUAACAGACUUUCUGUAAAGUGAAAGUUUGUUUUUCUGAACUAAAAUUGUGUAGUGUAAGAAUAGUGCAAAAAUAAAAAUCUUUUUUGAAAAUUCAA